Molecule: messenger RNA, 1188 nt
Organism: Lachancea mirantina
Lineage: Eukaryota; Fungi; Ascomycota; Saccharomycetes; Saccharomycetales; Saccharomycetaceae
Source: the annotation of a GenBank genome assembly
AUGUCGUCCGCUGAAAUAGCAAGCACGGUGUCGAGCUCGGCGCUGCCAGCGCCGAGCUCGCAAUCCAACGGCUGUGUCACGUGCACCGAUUCCGUGUCGUGUCCACAGUGCGCAGCCGACGAAUACUGCGCGGUGACGGUGCAGACGUGCGCACAGUGUCCACAGACGUACUGCGCGAAACGAACGUCGACGCUGUCGAGCUCGUCUAACAGCUCGUCAAACGGGUCGUCGCAGUCGCACGGCGGCCACGGCGCCAGUGCGUCGAAAGUCGGCGGCAUCGUCGGCGGUGUCGUCGGUGGAACCGCGUUUCUGAUCGCGAUCCUGCUCGUGUACCUGUACGUCAAGUACUGGUCCAAGAACAAGGCCCACAACCGCAACGUGCUCGUCGCCGAGGGUCGUCACGACGAAGAUCUUCUCGACGAUCCGGAGUCGGGUGGCUACGAGAAAAACGGGCACCUGCAGGGCCCUGGGGGCCCUGCAGGUCCAACCGGACUGCACCGGCCCGGCAACAGAAGCAGUGCCGCAACGGUCACGACGCGUGCAUCCUCGAACAUUCUACCAAUCGCGUAUAUUCCGGGUGUCACUGCGGGCAAACAGGGCAAGCUACCGCCGCUGCCGCGGCAUCUACUGCGGUCCGGCGACACGCGGUCGCACAUCACGUUGGGCAGCUCGAUUUUGGGCGGCAUGGACGACGACGACGACAGUACAAGUGACGAUCGCGAUCGCGACGUGAAAACGACAGCAAAUGGACGACUCGAAAGCGAUGCGGACGCGGGCGCCGGCGAGAAAAACGACACGAACCAUCUCACGACCGCGAUCCGUGCCAAACCGAAGCUCGUACAAAUCAGCGAAGAAGAAGAGGACGACGACGACGAUGAUGGAGACGACGAAAACACGGGCCCUUUGAUCGACCCACUUGUGCCCUCGCUUUCGAACGAGAAAACACUCCACUACACGCGGGAACUGCGCGACUCCUCGACGCCCGAGGACCACACUCGCGAGAUGUCGGACGCGGCUGCGGCGUCAGACUCUGACGACGGCAGUUUCAUCCUAGACGUGGCCGUCGCUGACACUGUGCGCGACCAGAUGGCACAGAGGUAUCACGUGACUACGUCCUUCUCGUCCGAGCAAGAUCCGCACGCGACAGAGGGCUCUGGCAGCCCAUUCGAGGACAAGUUUCGAAUUUGA